AUGCUCACGAAGGUGGGAUCGACGGGCUUCUGCGCACGGAGGGGUAGCCACUUAUCGUUGCUGCUGUGUGGGUCACCGGAGGAGCAGUCUGUUGGUCGUGGCGGUGACUUGCGCGGACAGGGAAAACUCGCGGUGGAAGAACAACGCACGGAGGGAAAGGGCUUUGCCGUUGGUCUCGCGACAGUGGCAGAGGAGGCGGUGAAGGGUCGUCGACGGUGGCUGGGAUUUUUUUAUGGAGGCUCGACGAAAACUGUAAUUGGAACAGGGCUCGUCUGCUCGACGGCGGAGGGCUGCGUUCUCGAUUUGACCGGUGACGGCGGAGAGGGUCGCCUGCGAUGGAAAGCUGAAACUCGUUGCUCGAUCGACAUCUGUUGUUCGAAGGUGGACUCGCCGGACGAAAAUGGCGACAGAUUUUUCAGGCGGCGAUUCACGAAAUCGAGCAGUGGGGAUUGCAAAAUUGAACUCGCGAUUUGA
Striga asiatica is the source of this 474-nucleotide messenger RNA. The record is from the annotation of a GenBank genome assembly. Lineage: Eukaryota; Viridiplantae; Streptophyta; Magnoliopsida; Lamiales; Orobanchaceae.